AAGACAGACACAGAGAGAGAAAGAAAAGUAAAAAGGAGAAAUAGGGAGGGAGCGAGAGACCACCACCGCCGCCGCGGCAACGCUUUCCCCCCCGAUCAGUUCACCGCUCUUUACCUUCCGAUCGUCGGAUAUCUUCGCUGGAUUGAUUCUAUUCUCUAUCGGCGUUGUUCUGUUUCGGAUUUCGAUGACUGAUGAGGUGAAUGAUUUGGGUAGGGUUUUGUUGAUUCGUGUGGGACGGGAAUUUUAACUGUGUGGUGGAGGCGCUUCGCGUGCUGUUUCCUCCACCGUGCUAGCGGCCGGGGAUUGCGCGGUCAAAUGUCGCAACGGCGAUCGUCGUCGGUUGAUUGUCCCUCUCAGCGUACUGCCGGUGGCGGCGCCGCUUCUCCUUCAUCUGCCGCCGCCGCCGAUCACCGCGGCUCGGCCAAGCGCAAGUUGGACGAUUACGUGUCUUCCAUCGAGGAGGACGAUGAGGACCUGGUCAGCGUGAGAAUGCGGAAGGACGAUUCCCCCUCCGCCGUUAACUCCUCUUCCGACGUUCAGAACCACAGUCUCGUUUCAUCGAGCGGUGGUGGGGUUGGGCCCGUCUCCAGCUCAGCAGCCGCCUCCGCCGGUGACCUCUCGUCUCUUCCUUCUUGUUCGCGCACGGCUUCGCCUCCUGCCGUGGGGCUCGCUGCGUCGGUUACGAGGCUCCAGUUCUUCGUCCGGAUGAUCUCCACCGGGAAUCACAUUGUUAUUAAUGCCAGUUCGGAGGACACCGUGGGAAAGAUUCUGAUGAGAAUUCAGGACAUCACUGGGAUUCCUGCUUACGAGCAGAGGUUAAUUUACAACGGGAAGCAGCUGCAGGCGGAGCAAUCACUGGCGGAGUGUGCGAUUCAGAAGGAUGCCGCACUUCAUUUAGUUGGCCGGAUGCGGAGUACGAAGCAUCCACAGACUUGCCGGCUAGUCGAGCAGUUAGUAAUGCUUAUUUGCAAACUAUGUAGAGGGGGAAUGCCAUCUUCCGCUCAUGCCCCUAAGCAUGUUACAAACUUGGUGGCCGAGUUCUUCAAAUUGACUGGAAAUAGUGAAAUUGAGGAUGCAGGCGGCCAUUUUGAGAUUUUCAUGUCAUAUUCUGCUCCAGCAGCAUUAGUGAUGCUGUAUAUCUCGACCAACAAAGGUAACAAAGAAUGCGCUGAUACUUCGAUUAAGCACUUCUUAAACGCCUGUAGAGAUUUGCCGAAGUCAUUGCAUGCCAACUGUGCACCUGUUAUCUUAGAAUUUUGCAAUUUGCUUAGAAAGGUUGCUAAUGACGAUCUUCUGUAUGUCUGCUGUCGAAGCACUCUUGGUUCAUUCUUGGAAAAUGAUUUGGGGUGGCGCUGGUCAUUCAAGUGUGAGGUAGGUUUGGAUGAUGUAAAGGCGUCUAUUACGAUAGCAGAUGUUUUCCCUUUUGUUAAGGAGUUAGCUAUUAGGUUGUGCUAUGGUCUGGAUUUGAAUCUGCAGACUCCAGGGAGUUUUCUACGACCAUCUGCUACUGAUGUCCGUGACUUCUCUGCAUUCUUGUCACCUUUUCGGGCUGCUAUAUCGGAGCAUUUAGGAACUGAGCCACCUGUUUCCAUGCCUUUGAGCAAGAGAGAAAUUAGACAUCUAUUAUAUAUUGAAGAGGUUGAGCAGCUUCAUGUUAUAUUUAAGGCCUUGUUAACGAAGAUGGAUCGGUGCCUUCUUAAGUUGGACGCCUCAACUUUGAAGUCAUCUGGAGAAGGUGAGUUGAGCCGUACAUCAGGGUCUCAGUAUCUUGCUAUUUUGAAGGAACUGAAUGAAAUAGCUAAGCUUUACCAGAAGGCCGGAGAACAAUUCUGGACACUUAUGAAACUUAGAAAGACUUCUAUUUGUGGUUUGAUUGUUAAAUAUGCAAAAAGAACCGAUGACCAUCAAUGGCUUCUUAUGCACAAGGAGGUGACUGAUUUUGAGUCGCGGAGGCAUUUGGCUAUGAUGAUGUUACCUGAGGUGAAAGAAGACUACGAGGAUCUGUUUGAAAUGCUUAUUGACAGGGCACACUUGUUGGAGGAGUCAUUUGCAUACAUAGGCCGUGCUGAAUCUGAGUCGUUGCAUGGAGGUUUAUUUAUGGAAUUCAAAAACGAGGAAGCUACUGGUCCUGGUGUAAUGCGAGAGUGGUUUCCCUUGGUAGUUGAGGCUAUAUUCAACCCAGAGAAUGCUCUUUUCCUGGCAUGCCCAAAUGAUCGCAGAAGGUUCUACCCUAAUCCUGCAUCUAAGGUGCAACCAAGGCAUCUCGAGUUUUUCAACUUCUCUGGUCGGGUAAUUGCAUUAGCUUUGAUGCACAAAGUACAAGUUGGAAUAGUUCUAGAUCGCGUCCUUUUCUUGCAAUUAGCUGGAGCAGACAUACAUCUGGAAGACAUAAGGGAUGCAGACCCGAUCCUCUACAGUAGCUGCAAGCAAAUUCUGGAUAUGGAUGCUGAGUUUAUUGAUUCCGAUGCUCUAGGACUUACAUUUGUUAGAGAAUUCGAGGAGUUGGGAUCCAGGAAGGUUGUGCAACUCUGUCCCAAUGGGAAAAAUAUCAUAGUUAAUAGCAAGAACCGAGAAGAAUAUAUCAAACUCUUGAUUCACCAUCGAUUCGUAACGUCAAUCUCGGAACAGGUCUCACAUUUUGCACGGGGCUUCUCUGAUAUUCUUUUGAAGGGAAGCCUCCCUAGUUUCUUUUUUCGAAGUUUGGAGCUUCAAGAUCUUGAUUGGGUGCUGUAUGGGAGUGAUGCUCCUAUCUGCGUUGAGGAUUGGAAGGAACAUACCGACUACAAUGGCUUUGAAGAAACUGAUCCUCAGAUAUCCUGGUUCUGGAAGAUUGUUGGGGAAAUGUCAGCUGAGCAAAGGAGAAUACUACUCUUUUUUUGGACAUCGGUGAUGUAUCUACCUGUAGAGGGUUUCGAAGGCUUGACUUCCCGACUCUACAUAUACAAGUCCGCGGAACCAAAUGAUCGCCUGCCUUCAUCGCACACAUGCUUCCACCGCAUUUGCUUCCCGCCUUACCCAUCCAUGGAAAUCAUGCAAGAGCGACUCCUCAUCAUAACCCAAGAGCACGUUUAUCGCAGCUUUGGCACCUGGUGAAAUGCCUGGGUUUAGACGGGUGCUCUUUUAACUGCACAUAGAAAGAAUGAGAAAAAGCUAUCAAAAAAAGGAGGAGGAAGAAGAAGAAAUCAGGUUGUACAGAUAGGGGUUUUCAGUCGGUCGGUUUCUUAUAAUGUAAGGGAGGUGCAUUGUUAGGGUUCGAUCUCUACAUUCCCCGCCGUCGUCUCGUUACCAUACAGAGGCUCGAUUCCAUUGGUCUGGUCCCUUUUUUUGUUGUUUCGACGGGUCGGUCUGUUAAUAUAGGGUCCUCAAGCAUAUGAAAUAAUGGUCUGGAGGCAUAGAAAGGAAGCAUAAAAGUGAAUUUCUGUGCUUCCUUCCAUAAGACUUCUCCCCCCUUUAGUUAUUAAGUAUUGACAUUGAGUCUAAAAGAUCUAGUCCUUUUUUUGCUGUUUUUGCUGCAAGGAAGCAGAAUCACCUAUGUUUGGUUUUUGGACAGAGAGAUUCGGUUGCAACGGAAAGGAUGGAGUGGGAGGAUUAUAUGUCCUUUGAAGUGAUUGAUUGAUGUUGGAAAGUGGAAACCUCUACCGUUGGUUUCUGCAUUGUCUUGUUGCCUAUGUUUGUGUUUAGUUUUUAAGGCACUUUCGGGGACUGCUGUCGUGGAGUAACUUAACAAAAUAUUACCACCAAAA
This is a messenger RNA of Linum tenue, 3743 nucleotides long. Lineage: Eukaryota; Viridiplantae; Streptophyta; Magnoliopsida; Malpighiales; Linaceae. The record is from the annotation of a GenBank genome assembly.